AAAAUCCCUUAGAUAUAGUGACUUUUUUUCGGGCAUUGUUAGUAGUUUGUACGGUAAGAGGCCCAUCUAACAAAACUGCCCAAAGAACGAACAAAACCCUAAAGUUUAAACCCCUCUUUGCGAUCUCGUCUUCAAUCUCCUUCAACCAUUCCUCUCAAAUUCAAAUUCAUCGCUCAAAUCAAUAUCCAAUUUCAAUGGCGUCAAAAUGCAGCAGAUUAAUAAAUAAAACAUCAAUCUCUUCACUUAAAUCCGUCAUUAAUGUUUCUACUAAGUCAUCAUCAUCUGCAUCUGCUGCUAGGUCAACUGCAACUCAUCUUCCUCGAUCCAGUUCCACCUCUACAGCUGUACCUGGAUUCAACUUCUCAAGAGUGCCGAAGGAGUUAGGAGGAGCGCUGUCGUUGAUACCGCUACAUAGCGCUGUAGCAGUAGCGAGGAUGACGUCAUGUUUGAGUGUUACAUCAAGGAGUUGUAGAGCUCUUUCUCAGGAUGAAGUUGAUGGUACGUGAGAGAUUUCGUGGUUGCUCAAUACACCAGUGCUUCGUGUCCUAAUAAAUGAUUUUGAAACCUUGAUAUAUUGUCUGAGGCAAAGUCAUAUCUGUACAUUUAUUGGAAUUUAAUCUGUAACCGUGCAGAUGAAACUUGGUUGUUUAUUUUUCUGGAUUUAAUCGGUUAUCAUAGCAUUUUCUGAUUGAAUUUAUUUUGUGUUUGCUCUAGAACUUGGUCUGUCCGUACCCAGGUGACUUGGCUGUUAAUCGCUAAUUCAAGAAGCUGUCUUCAUAUCAUUGGAAACACCAGUCUUUGCUACCAAACUUAUAAAUGUAAACUGUACAAAUCCUCUGAUCAGCAUUAUUGAUUUUCGUAGCUAGUCAUACAUUCUAAUUUGAAGGUAUUUUGUUUUUGGAAAUUGGUGGAAUAAUGUAGCAUUCAUGCUAUGUUUCCAUGACUGUAACUUUACUUUAGCGACUGUCUCACGCAGCCAAAACCUGCAGAUCAGUUUCGUUGUUAUGAACUACAGUUGUGAGAUUCUACUUUC
This is a messenger RNA of Amaranthus tricolor (Joseph's coat), 1033 nucleotides long. Its product is annotated as protein NONRESPONDING TO OXYLIPINS 2, mitochondrial. Lineage: Eukaryota; Viridiplantae; Streptophyta; Magnoliopsida; Caryophyllales; Amaranthaceae. The transcript is spliced from 3 exons. The record is from RefSeq and is a predicted model, not a curated record. Bases 195 to 506 code for a protein of 103 amino acids.